Fusarium venenatum is the source of this 1593-nucleotide messenger RNA. Its product is annotated as putative tyrosinase. Gene Ontology annotation, molecular function: oxidoreductase activity. The record is from RefSeq and is a predicted model, not a curated record. NCBI's taxonomy places the organism in Eukaryota, Fungi, Ascomycota, Sordariomycetes, Hypocreales, Nectriaceae.
AUGCCCAACAAGCGCGUCCGUCGCUCCCUCCAAGAACUCGUCAGUCUUUACGACAAAGGCGAUAGAACGCAGCUGGAGAAUCUCGUCAGGGCUUUCCGCAAGAUCCAGGCCCUUGAAACUGAGCAUCUGGACUCAUUCUACAAGAUUGCUGGCUAUCAUGGCGAGCCUUUCGAAGGAGAAGAUCCUUCCGACCCAGAAUGGUGGGGUGGCUACUGUCAACAUCAAACAGUUCUCUUCCCAACCUGGCACAGAGCCUAUCUCCAUCGCUUAGAGAAUGCUCUUCGCAAUGCUUUGCCAGAAGCCACUGACCUGGCUUUGCCCUUCUGGGAUGAGUGUGCCUCUCACGGAACCAAGGAGAAUCCUAUCCCCUGGUUCGUGACUGCUCGCGAGCUUCCCUUCCCAGUUGAUGGCAAAACAGACAACCCUCUUUUCUCAUACACGCUUCAAAAGGGCCUGGCUGACAAUCAUACCACAACGGAUGUUAACCGCUACACCAAGCAUGCUGGCUACCAGACGGUUCGCUACCCAUUGUCCGGUCUUGUCGGAAAUGAUAAAGACAGACAUGAGACUGAAAUCCACAACGCCAAGUACAGGGAUGACGAAACUAAUAUCAAGAUACUCAAUUCCAACGUCAAAGCUUGGCUGGAUGGUACGGUUGAGAUCAAGGAUGAUGGGGACCCGUUGACUCAUCUCCCUGACACGUAUUCUGUCUAUUCCCGCUUUCAGCUCUGUCUCGAAGCGCCAAACUACACUGUCUUCUCCAACAAGGCUUCCAUGGGGCAGUAUAUUAAGGAUCAUGGCGGCAAGCCGCACUAUGGUGUUGCACUCGAGGAGCCUCAUAAUGCUAUUCAUCUAGCCCUCGGUGGCUUCUACCAGAAGGCCGUCUACAACGCUGACCCAAUCCUCGGCGCUAAUGGUGAUAUGGGCGAGAAUGAGACAGCUGCCUUUGAUCCCAUCUUCUAUCUCCACCAUGCCUUCAUUGACUACACCUUCUGGCAGUGGCAGCUCCGUCACAAGUGCACUAAAGCCGGCAGUCUGACUGUCCAGGCUGGUUACCCCGGCACAGAGAGUGGAGGCAACCCGGUUUUUCCGAAGGACACAGCCCUCAACAUGAACAGCCCACUGAACCCUUUCGAGAAGCCUGGCGGUGGAUAUUACACUUCAAACGAGGUGACAGACAUCAAUGAGCUUGAGUACAGUUACGGGCCUGGCUCACUUGACAUCGAGAACGUGCCGGGUCGGUACAUGCCACCCAAGGAGCCCAUUGCUCGUAUCGUGCGGGUACACGAUAUUAAUCGUUCUGACUACGCCGGUUCCUUUGUCAUCCGUACUCAUAUUAAGCUGCCUAAUGGUAGUACUGUCGAAGUUGGGCGCGAAGCCGUACUGAAUCGGUGGAACGUUGCUGGGUGUUCCAAUUGUCAAAACCACCUGAACGAGAACUCGUUCAUUCCUAUUGACGGGAAGACGAUGGAUAAUUUGAAGGGCGAGAAUGGCACUGACAAUAUCAAAUUCGAAGUUCAAAUCCAGACACGCGGAUUUGCCGGGGAUGGAUUCCGCGCUCCUGUGCGUAAACCUAAAGUUGAGUUUUUGUAG